Drosophila sulfurigaster albostrigata is the source of this 1823-nucleotide messenger RNA. RefSeq lists its product as uncharacterized. Bases 257 to 1639 code for a protein of 460 amino acids. Lineage: Eukaryota; Metazoa; Arthropoda; Insecta; Diptera; Drosophilidae. The transcript has 2 exons. The record is from RefSeq and is a predicted model, not a curated record.
ACAUUUGGGCAUCAUUCGAUUUUCUGAUUUUGCAACGAAGACGUCGCUGGCUGGCUCCGUCGUCCAGUUGCCCAGUUGCCAAGUCGUCAAUAGACAGCAAUUGUCGUGUGUUGUGCUCAAACCGGUAAACAGAAAAAAUACAGUUCAAUUUCAUCGCUCAUUGCGCUCGCUUCGCCGCGUUUAACUGUGACUGUGUCUAGUGUGUGUUUUCCCACUUGGAAAAACUGUGAAAAUUCGCGCGCUCAACUUAGCCAACAUGCGCUUUUUAUUGCCUCUGGUGGCGCUGAUCGCUGCCGCUGGCGUCUCGGCGGAUGUCUCGCAUCUGGACACCGAUCUGCGUGAGGAUGGCUAUCACUACAAGCAGCCAUCGCUGCCGUUUCCCCCACCGCCCUCGGGCAAUGGCAUUGAGGACUCUGGUCUGAUUCCCGGACCAGCUCCUUCAGCGCCUGGUCCGUCUUAUGGCCCACCUCAAACGCAGCCACCGCGUCCGCAACCGCAACCGCAGCCCACUGCUCCGGCUCCAUCUUAUGGCCCACCUCAGACGCAGCCACCACGUCCUCAACCGCAGCCUGUGCCCACCGCACCUGCUCCUUCCUAUGGACCUCCUCAGACGCAGCCACCACGUCCCCAGCCCACGGCACCAGCUCCGUCUUACGGUCCCCCACAAACUCAACCUCCUCGUCCUCAGCCUCAGCCUGUGCCCACAGCACCUGCUCCUUCUUAUGGUCCACCUCAGACACAGCCACCACGUCCUCAGCCCCAGCCAACGCAGCCACGUCCUAGCUAUGGACCUCCACAGACUCAGGCUCCUCCCGCCGGACCGGAAUACUUGCCUCCCGAUCAGCCACAGCAGCCCAAGCCACGUCCAGUGCCCACGCGUCCAUCGCCGCCAGCACCGCAACCCACCAGCGACUACGGACCACCACCAACUCAACCUCAGCCACAGCCCACGCGUCCUCAGCCACCAAGCCCGCAGCCAACGCGUCCUCAACCACCUCGUCCUCAGCAACCUGGUCCUGAGUAUCUGCCGCCUUCUGGUCCACCAAGCGGACCUCCAGCACCACCAGCACCACCUACCUAUCAGCCACGCCCACCAGUGCAACCAGCACCUUCAGCUCCUGGUCCAAGCUAUGGUCCUCCACCUUCCAGCCCGCCUGCACCACCAACUUACCAGCCACGUCCCCCACCACCAGCACCUCCAGCACCACCCACGUAUCAGCCACGCCCACCAGCACCUCCUGCACCGCCAGCACCUACUCCUAGCUAUGGUCCUCCUCCUGCUAGUCCUCCGGCACCGCCUACCUACCAACCACGCCCACCAGCACCCACUCCCAGCUACGGACCCCCGCCAGAGGGACCCACUUAUCAGCCACGUCCACCAGCACCACCUGCACCACCUACCUACCAGCCACGCCCACCAGCACCACCUGCACCGCCAGCACCAACUCCUGGCUACGUGCCUCCCUCGCCUCCCGCGAGCCCUCCAGCGCCACCCACUUACCAGCCACGCCCACCCGCACCCCCAGCACCACCAAGUCCCACUUAUCCGGCGCCUGAGCCAGAGCCAGUGCCAGAUGCUGGAUCGUUGGGUCCGGAUGGCUACAACUACAAUAAGCCUGCCAAGCCAUUCACCUUCUAAGUGUUUGGCACACUCCAAAACGAGAUCCAAAUCGAAAUCAUGUUCGCACUUUCAUAAUGCAUCCCAAGUAGUAAUUUUUGGAGCACUUGCUACGCUGCCUUCCCCGCCGUACUUUGUAGUAGGUACAUUGUAAAUGCAUCUAUUGUAAAUCGUCGUUUCAAAUAAAGAGAAUUCUACACCGAAA